AUGUGUUGGGAGUGUGAACAUAAUUCUGUAAAGACAGAUUUCUUUGCAGAUAAUGACUUUGUAGUGCGAACUGCCGAAUCUGAUACAUCCUGCUCAGAAAGUGCUGGGGAUAACCGGAAUGAGGCUUCGAAAGAGGUUUUUGAAAUUGUUGUUACUAAUUCUUCAAAUAGUGUUGAUAAAGUUGAAAAUUACAAAAAACUUGAUGUGAAUGGUUCUGGCACAGAAACUGUGGCAGAUGUGAGUGUUUCAAAUUUAGUAAGUGGUGGAAAAGCUUCUGUUUUAAAUAGUAAAACUCUUGAAAACGUUAGUGUUUCAAACAUCAACACAGGUGAAAUUGAGAGUGCUUCAAAAAGUAAUGAUAUUGUUACAAUUGUGGAUAAUCUUGCUGUAACUUAUAACCCUCUGGAAACAAAUUUGUCUGAAUGUGAAGAUGAGGUUUCGAUUGGUAGUGAUAUGGAUUGUGGUGAAUCUGUAUCUGGUGACCUUAAAAAGAAACCUUUCAGGAGAAAGGUUUUAAUUAAAGGCCCGACAGAGUCAGUAUUAUUAAAAUGUACACAAGAACGGAUCGCCAAGAAAAAGAAAUCGCGUGUUAAUCUAAUAACUUUAUUUUCUGAUAUGAUACAAGUGUUUCAUCAAGAAUCUGGGUUUAGUCUUAUGGAAUUUAAUAAUGUAUUCUACUAG
Messenger RNA from Lottia gigantea (owl limpet), 681 nucleotides. RefSeq lists its product as hypothetical. Lineage: Eukaryota; Metazoa; Mollusca; Gastropoda; Lottiidae. The transcript has 2 exons. The record is from RefSeq and is a predicted model, not a curated record. Bases 1 to 681 code for a protein of 226 amino acids.